Ictalurus furcatus (blue catfish) is the source of this 3007-nucleotide messenger RNA. It is a transcript of the gene cyth3a, whose product is annotated as cytohesin 3a. Bases 454 to 1644 code for a protein of 396 amino acids. The transcript has 13 exons. Gene Ontology annotation, molecular function: guanyl-nucleotide exchange factor activity. Gene Ontology annotation, biological process: regulation of ARF protein signal transduction. The record is from RefSeq and is a predicted model, not a curated record. NCBI's taxonomy places the organism in Eukaryota, Metazoa, Chordata, Actinopteri, Siluriformes, Ictaluridae.
AGAAAUAUAAUGAAGAAAAGAAUAUAAAAGAGUGACAUUCCACCAGAAAGGUCUAAGAAAAGCAGGUGACUGUUAAGUGAGGGAUUUUUUGGGCACUGAUGUGAUUUAAAUGGAUCUUUUCUGAGCCAUGCUAGCGGGGGCGGAGUUAAUGAGAUGACGUCACGCCGCCUCUCGUCUGUAUCUGAGGCUGAAUAAAGCAGCUCUGUCGCUCUUUCAGUUUUUCUCCGUGGAGGAGGGAAAUGAGCGACUUGAGCACUGAAAUUUGACCUUGCCUUACGAGAAAUCUUCAUUUGACAGUGAGUGGACGCGUUAAGAGGAUACUGUUGCUCUGCAGUUGGCUCACCAUAACUGUGAAAGAGGGGGAAAGUCAAUAAACAGGCUGACUGACCUUGUGUUUGGGUUUGUUGUUUGUGAUAAGCUGUUUAUUUUAGAUUUUUUUUUAAAAUCCCCGUCAUGAACAUGGAUGAGGACAGCAAAGUACCUGAAGAUCUCUCUCUAGCAGAAAGAGAUGAACUGUCCAACAUUCGACGAAGGAAAAAAGAAUUACUUGAUGACAUUGAACGGUUAAAGUUUGAGAUUGCUGAAGUGAUGACAGAGAUUGAACAUUUAACAUGCAUGGGAGAGACAAAGACCAGUCAGCGGAAUAAACAGAUGGCUAUUGGAAGAAAGAAAUUCAAUAUGGAUCCUAAAAAGGGUAUCCGGUUUCUUUUGGAUAAUGACCUUUUGCAACACACACCUGAGGACAUUGCACAGUUCCUAUACAAAGGAGAGGGCUUGAAUAAAACAGUCAUCGGAGAUUAUUUAGGGGAAAGAGAUGAUUUUAACAUCAGCGUUCUGCAGGCCUUUGUGGAACUUCAUGAGUUUGCGGACCUCAACCUAGUGCAAGCUUUACGGCAGUUUCUCUGGAGCUUCAGACUCCCGGGUGAGGCUCAGAAGAUUGAUCGGAUGAUGGAAGCUUUCGCAUCGCGAUAUUGCCAGUGCAACCCAGGCGUCUUCCAGUCCUCAGACACGUGCUACGUCCUGUCAUUCUCCAUCAUUAUGCUCAAUACCAGUCUGCACAACCCCAAUGUCAGGGACAAGCCCACUGCUGAGAGAUUCAUCUCUAUGAACCGUGGCAUCAAUGAAGGUGGUGACCUGCCAGAGGAGCUGCUCAAGAAUUUAUACGAAAGCAUUAAAAACGAGCCCUUCAAAAUCCCUGAAGAUGAUGGCAAUGAUCUGACGCACACGUUCUUCAAUCCAGACAGGGAAGGAUGGCUGCUGAAGCUAGGAGGAAGAGUGAAGACAUGGAAAAGGAGAUGGUUCAUUCUCACUGAUAACUGCUUGUAUUACUUUGAAUAUACAACAGACAAAGAGCCUCGAGGGAUCAUUCCACUGGAGAACCUCAGCAUAAGAGAGGUGGACGAGCCAAGAAAACCAAACUGUUUCGAGCUCUACAACCCAAGACAUAAAGGUCAGGUGAUCAAGGCGUGCAAAACAGAGGCAGACGGAAGGGUUGUAGAGGGGAACCACGUGGUGUACAGAAUAUCAGCACCUACUCCUGAGGAGAAAGAGGAGUGGAUCAAAUCCAUCAGGGCCAGCAUCAGCAGGGACCCUUUCUACGAGAUGCUGGCGAGCAGAAAGCGGCGUGUCGCCACUAAGAAGUGACAGCAGGAUGACCUUUGCCAGGUGCUGAUCUCUACCAGAGAGUCUAUUGUCUGCUCAUCUACAGGGGAGCGUAUUAAAUCACGCCGGAACCUGAAGGAGGUUAGCUGCAAGACACAGAGACCUCCACUCCGAGCAUCACAGACUCUCAGCAAUAAAACACUUCAUGGUUGGUGCAUACUUUUAAUGUGGUAAUCUGCAGCAAAGCUUCACUAUUCAUCAUUUUCUGGUGAGAAAAUUGACAAAAUGGACAUUUCCUUGUGGUACAUUUUUUCAGGAUAGCUGUGAUUUUAACACAGUCCCUCUCCUACUGUAUGUACACGAAUAUAAACUCUGGAGGCUCAGCACCAGAAUGAAACACACUGACACUGCUGAGGAGAGUCAGUACCACACUGCCCUCUAUUGAUCAACUGCAGGAAUUACCACACAUUCAUACUAAUAUUAUUUUGUAGAAUUGAACUCAUUUACCUACUCUCUAUUUACCUCAGAAUUGGGAUUUUGAUAGCAGUGCAAAGUGGUCAAAAUCAUUUUUAGGGACCAAAAUUUUCUGCAAUUUGCCCUUGGGGGUGUCAGCUUUUACAGUAAAUGAAUUGUACCAUUAUUUAAAAUGAUUGUAUUAUCACAGAUGUAUCAUGAGAUCAAAAUCAGCAGGACUGAUUAUGUAGAGUUUUGCAAUACUACUAUACUAAACUGUUUUGAAAAGUCAUAUAGAAAAAUGAAGGGUGUUUCUGUUAUGUCUCUGAUGCUUUAAAUGUUUUAAGUGAAACUAAGACUUUGGUCACAUGAUUUUAUUAUAAUAAACUAUUUAUUUUACCCCAAUUGUCCCAGGACUAGUUAACUCUGACUUCCCCCUAAAUCACAGAAUAAAAAUAGGCCAUUGAUUUGAGUUACGAGUAUUUUCAUUAAUAUUAAACAGCAAACAAUGCUUGCAAAAAUUUUUUUUUUAUAAAAUGUGAAUGUCGACAGUGACCUCAAAUUCAGCAAGUGAUAAAUAAAAUGGAAAUUCUAAGAAUAAUUUUUUUUUUUUUUUAAAUGGUAUUGUAUUAACUGUUGCACAGCAAAGACAGACAAAGCUUUUUUUUUUUUUUUUUUAGUUUUUUUAUCCAAAAGGCGAGAAUAGACCUCACCCUGUACAAAGCCAAACACUCAACCCAUCAUCACAUACAUAUCCAUUCAUCCCAACGCAAAUCUGUAAACAUACUGAGAAAAUAUUACAAUUGUAGACGUUAAGGCCUAUUCCCUCUCAAUUAAUAUAGAAUGUACAACAUAGAAUUUUUGGACAUGCUACAGUAAAAUGUAGGAUUUGAAUAUAACCAUUUUCACUUAUUAUUUUCCAAAAAAAAAGAAAAAAAAAGAAAAAAAAAAA